GUCGUCGCGUUACCAUCGCAAUUGUCUUUUGUUUAAUAAAGGAGAGGAGAUUCGGUUGUUAUUAUCUUUGGUGGUUGCCAAGGUGAUUUAUUCUCUCUGUGAUUUUUGUUUUAAGUGAGUUGCCAUGGAUUUAUUAAUAUUAUUAUUUUCCGUGGUUGCGGUGGUCAAGGGGUUGCCCGUCGUUGAUAAGGGCGUGUUUGUGAUAACGGGGGUCAAGACUUGUGGGGGGAUGGGGGGUUACUGUAUUUUAGGGGGGGAUUGCACGGUUGACAAGGAGUUUGUUGCUGACGAGGACGGGCAUUGCGACGGGCUGAGAAAAGCAUUCACCCCACGUGCAUUUUUCGUCUGCUGUAAAUUGUUGGGGGGUGUGACAGACAACACCACAUCCACGACCACCCCCAUUUCCACCCCCACGACCACGCCCACCUCCAGCAUCUCAAUCGAAAGCGUGGAAGAGGAUGAGAGCAAGUCCGUUGAGGAACCCGGAUCAAACUCCAUCGAAGAUUUAGUAACCAUGACAACCGUGGAGGAUAAUAUCAUGACGACCACCACGGAAAUUAGCACAAAGUUACCGGAGUUGGUUACCAUGACAACGAAAUUAUUGGAUGUUACGACUCUUACACAGGAAACCACGGCAGCUAUGACAACGACGACCAGCACACCCCCUGGAAAUAAUAACAAAACGGAAACCAUGGAAACCACGGUCGUUGUCACGGAAACGAGUGUAAACACCCACACGCAUUACAGCUCGUGUCUGAACAAUCGGAUUAAUCGGCUGGCUGCCAAGUCCACCACCCAGCAAAUCUGCUGGACUGGGGCCCUAACCCGCACCCCCCUGAACAACCACACCCACCAGAACCACACCCCCUCAACCACGACCUACUCCGACCCGGGAACAUUCCUCUGCUCCGGCGCACUGAUCUCCUCCACGAUUUUGGUAACCACGGCAACGUGCGUGUCACGAUUAUUCGGGCAGGAUCUAAAACAGUUUAAAGUGGUGCUCGGAAGUCGGAGGUUGAUUCACCCGAUGAAUGGGUGGUCCCAGGGCUGGUACAGGGAUGUGGAAGAAUUAGUCAUUCAUGAGGAAUAUGGGGUCUAUGGGGGGGUGGUCAGGGUCAAUGAUGUUGCGAUCGUGAAGUUGUCACCACCCUCAUCGCCGGGGGAGUCUUUCUGCACCGUUUGCUUGGAGGACACGCCCAACUCGGAUCACUCCGGGGAGGGGUGCAUCGUGUCCGGAUUCAGCCACCCGACGAGCUCCGCGGCGGUCGUGGGGGAACCCUCCGACCUCCACGAAGCAGAGCAGCUCCUCGAGUCCCCUGAAACCUGUUCCGCGGCGCUCGGAAAUUACUCGAAAAACAUUUCCCCCCAUUUUCGCCAUGAUUUCAAAGAGGACGGGCUUUUGUGCGCGAGCGGGAAGCCUCAGGCGGAGGCUUGUUUUUCUCCUCGCGACGCAGGAUCUCCGCUGGCGUGUCCGGAUUCGGGUGGGUAUCGCCUCGUUGGGCUGUUUUCAAGCGGGUUCCACUGCGGGACGAAGAGCAUGCCGGUUUUAUACACGAAUGUGGGCAGUGGGGGGUUACUCCGGUGGGUCAGGAGGUUUUUGUAAUAAAUUUGUGAUUUUAGUGUGGGGA
Molecule: messenger RNA, 1628 nt
Organism: Folsomia candida
Lineage: Eukaryota; Metazoa; Arthropoda; Collembola; Entomobryomorpha; Isotomidae
Product: transmembrane protease serine 11B-like protein
Exons: 9
Coding region: 125-1603 (492 amino acids)
Biological process (GO): proteolysis
Molecular function (GO): serine-type endopeptidase activity
Source: RefSeq, a predicted model, not a curated record